AUGGGCGCUCCUUUCCUGACCGGCUCGAUUGCGCCGGCAGCGAAGGGCUUCAGCUCGGGGGGCCGCAAGGCGGGGACGGCGUCCAAGGAGCGCAAGAGGCGCAUCGACCUCAAGGACGAGCUUUCGGGGGCGACCAAGGCCAAGGCGAUGACGUCAGCCGUCAAGAAGCCAGUCGGGGAGGGUUGGAAGCAGCUUGCGACGGUCAAGGAGGUGCGCGAGAAGGGCGGAAAGAAGCCGUUCAUCGUCAAGGGCGUCGAGGGAGGCGUGCUGGUGAUUGAGGCGAAGGAGGACGGCGCGGAGGACUCGGCGUGGUUUGCGUGCAACGUGUACUCCACGGCAUACAAGUACCCCCUGAUGGACGGCACGGUGUCGCGCUCCGAGUCGGGCAAGUGGACGAUCGAGACGCCGCUGGACGGCACGAAAUACGACUUGCGGACGGGUGCGGUGAUCGAAUGGUGCCCGCAGGACACCGUCGGGCGCAAGAUCCUCGGUGCCCUCAAGUCGAGUGUGCAGCCCUCGCCCCUGACGACGUACCCGAUCGCCAUCGAGGAGGACAACAUCUUCGUCAAGUACUGA
Molecule: messenger RNA, 576 nt
Organism: Pedinophyceae sp. YPF-701
Lineage: Eukaryota; Viridiplantae; Chlorophyta; Pedinophyceae
Source: the annotation of a GenBank genome assembly